Molecule: messenger RNA, 667 nt
Organism: Theileria parva strain Muguga
Lineage: Eukaryota; Apicomplexa; Aconoidasida; Piroplasmida; Theileriidae
Product: putative integral membrane protein
Exons: 1
Coding region: 400-648 (82 amino acids)
Source: RefSeq, a predicted model, not a curated record
GUGGCUCAGCAGCAGUAAUGGAAUCUCAUGAUAGGGCAUAGGAGAAGGAAUAAUGAAAGGAAUAUGACUAAUUGGAAUUCUUAAAAUAUUAAUCAAUAUAUAAGUGUUUUGGGGAUUAGUUUUGAGGAUUUGGUCACUUAUCGCCCCGUAUAGAUACAAGUACACAAAAGUACCCGUAGAUACAGGUUGCUAGAUCUGAAGUAUUUGCUAAAAUAUAUAAUUAAAGAUUGCAUAAUAACUUUCAUAAUUUAAAAAAACUUUUUUUUCAAGUAAAAAGGAUAAGUAAAGGAUUAUUUUUCCAAAACUAGAGAAUCAUACUCGACAACAGUUAACUUUCAAAAACCUCAAUAAAACUUUAAAUCAACUUUUAAAAAUCUCAAAUUAAACGUAACAAGCAAAAUGGUGAUGACACUUGUGAGACUCUUGUGGAUAAUAUUCUUCAGUCUCUGUGGCCUUAUCUUCAUCACAGGACUCAUUUUCUCAUUUAGAGCUGGACAAGAAUGUUUCUCCUGCAGAAUCCUUAUGAUUUGGAUAAUAUUCUUUAUAUUCUUUGCAUUUGCUAGUGUUUGCCUCUUUUUCGACAUGAAACCUGAAUAUGCUCCUCCAUUCCUGGAUUUCUUAUACGACACGAAAAUCUUUGGUGAAUAGGCAUUAAUCGUAAAACGAG